This is a messenger RNA of Microcebus murinus (gray mouse lemur), 723 nucleotides long. The record is from RefSeq and is a predicted model, not a curated record. NCBI's taxonomy places the organism in Eukaryota, Metazoa, Chordata, Mammalia, Primates, Cheirogaleidae.
AUGGCAGGGACCGCCCUGGACCAGGUCAAGCUCUUUCCCACCAGGCUGCGAGAUGGGAGGGAAUACAAGGCUGCAGCAAACAGACCUCCAUUGCCCCCACGCCCACACCCUCCCGCCUUGCUCAGCUGUGGACUGUGCUGUGGGGACAGCGACAGCAUUCAGCACCCUGGACAGCGCCGAGACCGCAGCUGCCCCUGCGCCGUGGGCCAAGUGAGGUGCUGCUGGCGGGCUGUGGCGCUGGUGCCCAACUCGCUGGUGCUGCUGGGCUGCGCCCACGGCUCAGGCAUCUUCCUGGUGAUCCUGUCACUGGACCACUUGCUGCUGGUGGCACUCGACAUGCCCUUUGCCUUGCCCGGCCAUGUGCCAGGCUCGCUCUCCUGCUCGUGGCUCGGCUACAGCAGCGCCUUCCUGUCCUGCUCACUGCGCCACCCGAGACCACCUUCUCUGCCUCAUAGCUGCGUGCUCUGCCUCACCUCACUCCAGGUGCUGAGGGUGGCAAGCCACUGCCGGCCUGUCGACAUCGUCACCGUGCAGGUGCUCCUGCAGCUCACUGACCUGCACCCCAGGGACAUGUAACAGUGCUGCCUUCUCCAGCAGAAGAGGCGACACCAGCAUGCCCCAGGAAGACCAGAGUCUUCAUUGGCUCCUGUGUGGGCGGUUUUGUCCACAUGUGAUGACCAGACAGGUCACCCCGACAGAAGUGGCUCCUGGGGGGAGCCUUGA